Molecule: messenger RNA, 5262 nt
Organism: Cataglyphis hispanica
Lineage: Eukaryota; Metazoa; Arthropoda; Insecta; Hymenoptera; Formicidae
Gene: Meltrin
Biological process (GO): membrane protein ectodomain proteolysis
Molecular function (GO): metalloendopeptidase activity
Source: RefSeq, a predicted model, not a curated record
UCGGCGCGAACCGAACGGAACGGUGUCAGUCAGUCAGGCUGGGUGGUCGGUAACGAGAGUGUGGUGUGUGCACGCGCGAGCGACAGACGCGAUACAGUCAACGUGCGAAGAAGGCGUGUGCGAGGAGCCGUGUUGUCAUGACGUUCGCGUGAGUCGCGGCCAACGGCGUUUAGCAACCAGCCAGCCGUGUCCGAGUCUCAGGAACAUGGCGCGCGAUUUCCGACGAGUCGCCGUCGCCGUCGUCGGCGGCGGCAGCGGUGGCAGUGCGACAGUGCGGUGCAAACUGGUGCUGGUCUUUUUGGUGUUGCUGCUCGCGAUCGUCGUUCCUGCGUACGCCGACAGUCAAGGUCCGUCUGCAGACUUUAGCAGACACAUUCUGGUGAGGCCGCGAGUAUACCACGGCAGGACAAAGAGGCAGAUCUCAUCGACCAAAGAGAACGACAUCGAGCACGCGGACGUGCUGACGGUGGGUUUCAAUGUGGAUGGUGUCGAGCGUAUUCUCGACCUUCGACUGAACACCGAUUUAAUUCCGGUCGGCUAUCAGCAACGCCACCAGCAUCGCGGCACGUACAAAGUGCACACCCCGUCGAAAGUUGAACUCUGUCAUUACCAAGGUAGCGUUCGAGAUGUUCCCGAAUCGUGGGUUGCGUUAUCCACUUGUAGAGGAUUGCGCGGUGUCAUCUUCGAUGGUGAGAAUCUUCACCACAUCCAUCCGGAAGAUGAGAGCUUGGAUUCUCCGCAUUACCUCUACAAGCACAGCGAUCUCGUUGCCAAUAAUACGUGCGGUUACGAAGGCACGCCACCGCAUCAUGUUCACCGACGCGAUCAUCGCGAGGUUGAAAGACUUUCCAGGCACAAAAGAGCAGCUGAAAUUAUUCGAGGGCCCUAUAACGCGAACAGACAAUCGCGUUACGUGGAGCUAGUACUUGUGAUCGAUAAGAAGGAAUAUAUGGCGCUCGACGAAAACUUGGACAAAGUGCAUCAGCACUGUAAGGACAUCGCCAACAUUAUCAACGCUCUAUAUAUGCCGUUAAACGUAUUCAUCGCUCUGGUUGGCGUGCAAGUGUGGUCCGAGUCGGAUGAGAUAAAUCUAUCAUCGAACGGCGACACCACUCUGUCCAAUUUCCUGCGUUACCGUAGGGAGAAGCUGGUUCAAGAUAUACCCAACGAUAACGCCCAGCUGUUGACGCGAAUCACCUUUGAAGGUGGAGUGGUAGGCAAGGCUCUUAAAGGACCGAUAUGCACUUACGAGUUCUCAGGCGGCGUUUCCAUGGAUCACUCGACCGUCGUUGGUUUAGUAGCAGCCACUGUUGCUCACGAGAUGGGCCAUAAUUUUGGCAUGGAGCACGAUGGACCGGAUUGCGACUGUCCUGAAGAGAAGUGCAUAAUGGCGUCAUCCAGCGGCUCAUCCGGACCAACGCAUUGGUCCACAUGCUCAUUGGAACACUUGGCUAUAGCCUUUGAGCAUGGCAUGGAUUAUUGUUUGAGGAACAAACCGCAGAAGCUGUUCGACAGUCCCAUAUGCGGCAACGGAUUCGUCGAAUCAGGCGAGCAGUGCGACUGCGGUUUGAAGGAGAAUUGCGAUAAUCCUUGCUGUAACGUGACUACCUGCAUGCUGCACAGUAACGCGAGCUGCGCCACCGGUGAGUGCUGUGAUCUGAAGACCUGCAGGCCGAAAACCGCGGGUACGGAGUGUCGUAGCGCCGAACACGAGUGCGAUCUGCCAGAAUAUUGUACGGGUCAGAGCGAAUAUUGUCCGGCAGACGUGUUUAAAAUGGACGGCGAAACCUGCAGCGUAGGCAAGGCUUUCUGUUAUCAGGGCUCAUGCAGGACGCACGACGAUCAGUGCAAACUCCUUUGGGGUCCCACCGGUUGGUCCUCCGACACGCAAUGUUAUGAUAUGAACAAUCGGGGCACAAAGAACGGUAAUUGCGGCUACAAUCGGAUUGAUGCGAGUUUCAUCAAGUGCAAUGAUCAAAAUCUCCUCUGCGGCAUGCUGCACUGUAAACAUUUAAAUGAACGACUAGAAUUUGGCAUGGAAUCGGUCGCAACCUUGAGCCACUCCUUCAUCAACAAUGGAGGAAAGAUAAUACCAUGUCGUUCGGCUAUAGUCGAUCUUGGAUUGAGCGAAGUCGAUCCUGGACUCGCACCAGACGGCGCCAAGUGUGCGCCUGGAAAGAUGUGCGUGAAUCAGAAAUGUAUGUCAGUGGCGGAUUUGAGAGCAUCCGUAUCCGGUGGUAAUGCCUGUCCAAAUAAUUGCAACGGUAACGGAGUAUGUAAUAGUCUUGGUCAUUGUCAUUGUAACCGUGGUUUUCGACCACCUGACUGCCUUCAUCCUGGAAUCGGAGGCUCUGAAGAUAGCGGUCCAGCCGAAGAUCCAAACGCUCGGAACGAUUUCAUAACUGCAUUGUAUGUUAUCUUCUUGGGAAUAGUACCCGCCGUAGCUCUGCUGCUACUCGGAGUUUGGUACAUCAGAAAUUCUGCACAGCAUUGGAAGAAGGACGUGAUGUCUACGACCGAUCGCGGCCACAAUGGAUCGCUAAUCAAAACGAUCGAUCGUUCGAGCCCCAUGUCUCGUAACAUUGAGACGAUUGAUUCUAGCCUGAGUCAGGAUCCAGCGUGCGUAAGUCUGCUGCCUAAGACAGAGACCGACGAGCGCUACACCAACAAUAUGUUCGGUCAGUUUAAAGGAUUCACGAUCACGCCGAUCCAUUCAAAUCAAUCCAAACUGGCCGAGCCCACGAAACCGGCCCCACCUCCGCCGCCAGGGUGGAUGCCUACCGUAGCGAUAAAGACGAACAUAAUUAAGUCGAGCACGCAAAGGUGCAAUGUACCGCAUAAAAACAAUCUGUUGAGUUCUAAUGUCAACGAUGCGACUGCGCCGAUGUUGCCGCCGUUAAAUCCCGGAUCUAUGGCGCGACCGUUAAUCAGCAGUCCCGUAUUGGCAGCCACAACUUGCACAUCUGUCGAACUGGUAGCUGCCAAGAUACCCACCAGACCUGCUCCGGAUGUACCCACGCGUCCAGCCCCGGCACCGCCGACCACCGCUUCCACGACUCCCGCAAAGCCGCAGAGACCCAACAGUACGCCGUUGACGAACGUGAUAUUACCAGAACCUGAGAAGAAGGAUAGAGGUAGCACGCUCAACCGAAUCGCAUCGAUGUUGCGCCCUGGUUCCGGCAUCAUGAGAAGCAACUCCCAGAGAGAUGAAAGAAAUACAAAUUCUCUGCCGAGGAACCAGCAUCACAAGGCCAACAAAGUCAUCGAUAAGGAGAUCCUGAGAAACUUGGAGAUUUCCAAUCCGAUACCACAGAAGGAGAUCGAAAUCGCCACACCGGUCAUCCCGGUGAUAUCAACGGCCGAGGUCGAGAAAAAAAAUGUAGUCCUGCGCGCUCAAUCAAUGAGAGACAGCAAAAUUACGCCAAAACCUCUUAUUCAUACAUUCGGUUCGAUGCGUCAGACGACACCCGUCAAGAGACCCACCAGUAUUCCUACAAGCGCGAGGCCUACGUCACCACCUCCAGGUCCACCGAAUAUCACACAAACGGAAAAGUCCGUGGAAAGUACGAUAAAGAUUCCAGGACUGCCAGGCUAUCAAAAUCCACCCAUAAAGCCCUUGGAGAAUGUUUACGACGACUGCAUGAACUUGAUCGCGGAAUCUUCAUUGUCGGCUUUGACAGAGAUCACGGAGGAAUCUCCCACAAAUGAUAAUAUCUACGCGGUGAUAGAGGAAUCCGUACCGGAGAAGAACAGGAAGAAUACGGAAUUGGAGACAACAAAGCCAACCGCAAACGAAUAUAAACUACCGAAACGCAUCGACGCGUCGUCCACUGGUGGUAUGAACGGUCUGGAGUCGAUGGGUCUGCUAUCGGAAAUCGUAUCGGAGAUCUCGAAUCGCAAUUUCGACUCUAUAUAUUCUACCUCGACGCUAAGCAGAAAGAAGAAGGAGAAUGAUAAGGAGAAUGCAUCGAAAAAUGCGGAAAAUACAGGCUCCAAUAGUUCCCUGGGUGGUUAUAUGAAUUCGAGUCACUACAAAACACCCGGGAGCGUUUACUCGAACUCGACUUCCGGUAAAUUUAAUUCCUCGAGCUCCACCACCAGCUCCGGUUACCUUCAUCCAUCCGUGAUAAAUAUUCCGCAAGUGGACAGAAAAGAGACGGAUAAAACUAUUUCGGACGCGAACGACAACUUGAAACCUAUUGAGAAAAGCAAGCUAGAUACCCUCAAGUCUAAUAAUCCUAAUAUAAACGACGAGCUGUCUAAGGAACUCGGCAUGAAGCCACCUGAGAAUCUUGUAGAACACAAACCUUUCGCUCCAACCAAGAUUCGAUCGUCUCAUCUGAUACAUAUCAAGAAGGACGACCAAGCUGAAAAUAAAGUUCCGGUUAAGCCGCCUUUGAACAGGACUAAAACACCACCGAACAUCGUGAAAAGUCCGACUUCCAGAGAACCGACCGAGUCGAGCGUAAAACUCACGAGACAAAGUUCAGAUAAUACAUUAAAGUCGUUGAAAUCUUCCUCGAAAACGUCCGAUGCGAGUUCGAUAAAUUCGGCGAAGCAGCGUUCGGAUGCGAAGCAAACGCAACUGAAUGCGACCAAGUCGAAUAGCGAUUUAGAUAAAGAGGAAUCGCGUACAACUGUAUCUGUCAAAAAUGUGCCUUGUAGUCCUAAGGAUAAUCCGGGCAAGUUCAAUAGCCCGGAUUUGGUCUCGAGCUGCUCGAACUCGAAUCAAGGCGGCACGAAAUCGCCGGACGUUGUGGGCGGCAAUCCCAAGUUCAGUCUCCCUUUGAAGACAUCCGCUCACAAGACGUCCACGCUACCAAAAAAUGGUGGGCAAAAGACGCCUACGACGCCGUUGAAACCUCUAAACAUUACGUCCAAAACGACUGGUCUCUCGGAAAGGAAGAAGUCUCCGACCGGCAACGCGAGCAUAGCUAAAUCAUUAUCGUCAUCUGUCAAGGAUUCGAAUAAUGCCAAGGUUGUGACAUCCAAGAUAUCCGCUAAGACGGAAACGAUCAAGAGCGAGGAUGGAGGAACGAGGACGAAUCCGCUGCAAAGGGCGGCGAGUGGUAAAUCCAACGUGGCGUCACUUCAGCAAAAAUUCGAGGCCAACAAGAACAAUACUGGUGUCACGAGGACUAUAUCGAGUGCGAAUAACAAAAAGCCGGUGCCUGCGAGCAAAGUGACGGGAGUGCGCGGUGGCGGUGUGAAAAAAAAAAAAAAAGAAAACAAAUAAUCAUCACGAAAUAGAAGUGAAGGAAA